AUGUCUCAAUCAAUCUGGAGGAAUCUUGUAUAUGCUGUCCUCUUCUUGACAGCUCUCCUCGUAUUCUAUUGCUUUGGAAAGAAUACAAAAUCGCGUCAUGAUCGUACGGUACUGAAACCGUCGAUACCUUUCAUCGGCCACAUGAUAGGCAUGGCUACUCAACAGAUCGGAUAUUUUCACCACCUCUACGAGAAGAAUCCCGUCGAUAUUGCCACCCUCCCAAUGCUCAUGGGCCACAUACAUGUUAUAUUCGAUCUUCAGCUGAUGCAAAAGGCACUCUCGUCUCGUGCCAUGUCAUUUGAGCCGUUACUUAUUCCUCUAGCCCGACCCCUUCUAGGACUCAGUCCUAGUGUUAUGCAGGCUAUAUACUCGGGGAUGCUCAGUAGCUUAAUGCAUGCCACCAGACCGGCGCUCACCGGGAAACCUCUCACUCAUCUCAACUCUGUCGCCCUCGGGGCGCUUGUUGAGCAUCUAGAUGAUGAAAUGCUACAAGUCGAAGAGCUGGAGGUCUCUGACCUGUACAGGUGGCUUGGUAUUGCUCUAACGAUUGCUACGGGCAGAGCACUCUAUGGUUCGCAAAGUCCAUUGAGUCGGGAUCGAAGCCUUAUAGAUGAUCUUUGGUCAUUCAAGAAUGGAUCUCAAAGACUACUGGUUAAUAUUCUUCCAACUAUAACCGCAUCCAAAGCAUACAAAGCUCGAGAGAGACUUGUUUCAGCUCUGACUCCACUAUUUGAAGUCUCAAUGCAGGAUACAAUCGAGGAUGUAUCGCGUGUGAGAGCUCGAGUGCACCGCGAGUUUGGAAAUACGGGUGCGAGAGAUAUUGCGAGAUGCGAAGUGGCCAUGUUGCACGUAGCAACAGUGAACACAACACCUCUGUUAUUCUGGACUGUUGUCCACGUAUUCUCACGCCCGGACCUUGUGGAAGCGAUCCGCACCGAGUGCAUGGCAUUAGUAGAAGUAUCGUCCCCAGAAUCUCCUACCGACUCCAUGCAAGUUACCAUCGAUGCCAGUCAGAUAGGGCGCAAAUGCCCGAUGUUGAUGGCGUGCUAUCGCGAGACAUGUCGACUGAAUGGACAGCCGCUGUUGGUACGAUUGGUUUCAGAGGAUGUGGUUAUGAACAAGGGCCACGAUGGAAGAUCUCAGCACUUGAUCGAUGCUGAAUCGCAAGUCAUGAUGCCUGCGGGGGUCACGCACCGCCUGGAAGAGGUCUGGGGACCUGAUGCCUCAGAAUUCCGACCAGAGAGGUUCAUUGGAUGGCCUGACACUGCGACGAGCGCUCAACGUUCUGCAUUUACCCCGUUUGGUUCCGGUCGGCAUAUCUGUCCUGGCCGGCAUCUUGCCCAGUCUGAGAUUCUAGGGCUAGUUCUGAUUCUCUGUCUUGGUUACGAUAUGCGGAGUGCCGACGGCCCGGAGAUGGCGAUUAGAAUACCCACGAUGAGCACACCCUUGCUCGGCUCUGCAGUCGGCGAACCGGCAGCUCAUGAGGAUCUAGUUGGCAUCAAGAUACGAAGGCGGUGCGGUUGGGACCGGGUAUCUUGGAGGUUUGUUUCCUAA
This is a messenger RNA of Exserohilum turcica Et28A, 1554 nucleotides long. RefSeq lists its product as uncharacterized. Gene Ontology annotation, molecular function: iron ion binding; heme binding; monooxygenase activity. The record is from RefSeq and is a predicted model, not a curated record. Lineage: Eukaryota; Fungi; Ascomycota; Dothideomycetes; Pleosporales; Pleosporaceae. Bases 1 to 1554 code for a protein of 517 amino acids. The transcript is spliced from 3 exons.